Messenger RNA from Endocarpon pusillum Z07020, 1008 nucleotides. RefSeq names its product Pyrroline-5-carboxylate reductase. The transcript has 2 exons. Gene Ontology annotation, molecular function: pyrroline-5-carboxylate reductase activity. The coding region runs from base 1 to 1008 and encodes 335 amino acids. Gene Ontology annotation, biological process: L-proline biosynthetic process. The record is from RefSeq and is a predicted model, not a curated record. NCBI's taxonomy places the organism in Eukaryota, Fungi, Ascomycota, Eurotiomycetes, Verrucariales, Verrucariaceae.
AUGCUCGGAACAAACUCGAGCCUACUGAACGGCAAACAGCAGAGUACCCUAACAGUCCUAGGCUGCGGUACUCUCGGCAUAGCAAUCCUGUCUGGCAUCUUCUCGUCGUUGAGCGAAACUUCACAUAUCCCGUCUCCGGCUGCUCCCGAUUCGGGUGCUGUCACGCCCACCUCUGAUGCUCCAUCUCCCAGUACACCCUCUAAGUUCAUUGCCUGUGUUCGGAGACCCGAAUCAGCCAAGCGCAUCAAAAGAUCGCUCGAAGAAUACUCGCAGAAUCUUCAAAUACUGCAGAACGAGAAUAUCAAAGGUGUUCACGCAGCAGACGUGGUCAUUCUUAGCUGUAAACCACAAAUGGUCAAGGAUGUUCUAGCAGGUGAUGAAAUGCGCGCUGCCCUCAAGAAUAAACUCCUCAUCUCCAUCUGCGCCGGCGUGCCAGUGUCACAAAUCCAAGAAAUUCUCUACGAGGAUUCAACAUCUCCUAACCAAUGUCGCAUUGUGCGAGUGAUGCCUAACACGGCCGCGGUAGUGCGUCAAUCUAUGACUGUCAUAGCUACCUCCAAUCCUCCUCUGCCUGCUGAACUCGAAUCACUCGUUACUUGGAUCUUUAGUCGCAUCGGUCGUGUCGUUCAUCUUCCUCCGGCGACCAUGGAUGCCAGUACCGCUCUGUGUGGCUCCGGCCCUGCCUUCAUAGCAUUGAUGCUGCAGUCACUUGCUGAUGGUGCUGUUGCCAUGGGGCUGCCUAGAGCUGAAGCACAAGUUAUGGCGGCGCAAUCAAUGAGAGGAACUGCAGAUAUGGUCCUACGUGGAGAGCACCCUGCGAUGGUGAGCGAGAAGGUCAGCACGCCAGGUGGAUGUACAAUUGGUGGACUUUUGGUACUGGAAGAAGGGAGAGUCAGGGGCACCAUUGCGAGGAGUGUAAGAGAGGCAACUGUCGUGGCUAGCCAACUGGGCAAAGGUGUUAAGGGUGUGAAUGGGCCGAGAUUCGCCAUGAGUGAUGAUAGAGAUUGA